ACGAGAUAAUAUUUAGUUUAAGAGAAAUAUUAAUAAAGGUGUAGCCAUUUCUAAUUAGUUCCAAUAUAAAAUCCCAUGUAAAUAAAUACAAAAGUGAUCAUGGCAAAAACGAAACGUGAAUACGUUCUAGCAUCAUGUUUUUUGUCCGGCGCCGCCGCCAUUAUAUCGUUUGUAGCUUUAGGAACGCAAGAAUGGGUUACCUCGGACGUUGCAAAUGAUAUCGAUGGCAAUGUGAACCCGAAUGAGUACGUCAAAAUUGGUUUAUUCGGAGGUGUAUUUCAUCAAGAGACGGGAACAUAUGCUACAUUUGAAUUAUCAACGGUCUGUGCAUGGGACUUAAACAUAUGUGCCUUUUUGUGCGGGGAUGACGUAGAAGACAAUCUUAGAAUACUGUAUAAUAAUGAAAAAUUACCCUCUAACUAUGACACCAGUUGUGCCAAAAUAAGCGCUGCUGAUACGGAGGUGCGUCGAAUUACUCCUCGCGCAUCUGAAGACAACACAGAAAAAAUAUUCUUGAACACUGGCAUGUGGUUCUGUACCAUUUUAUUUUUGUUAAUAUCUGGCAUCAUGGGGGUGUUUUCUGCUGGUUUGGCUAUCUGGAACACAGCCACAAAUCCUCAUCAGGUCUACCUCAGUAUAUUCGGAUUAUAUAUUUACAAUGCCAUAGCAUUCUUCACCGUGCUAUUACCGAUUGCAUUAUGGGGUGCUGCCUUUGCACAAGACCUAAGGUACAAUAUACCCAGCUACAAAACGUUCGACCAAGGUUUUGUAACGAAAGAUCAUGCACAGUUAGGUUAUUCCUACUGGAUAAAUCUGGCUUCUUUGUUUUUGUACGCGGUCAGUAUAUGCCUUCUCUACGUCAGAAAUUAUUUAAUAUCAAAAGAGCCUAAAGUCAACCUGGAACUAGAAGAGAAUGCAGAUCCUGUAAUAUACCUCUACUAAAACAGAUAGAUUACAAACUUAUUAACAGCCAACAACACGUGUGUCGUAUUAUUUAUUAUAAAUGUGUACUUUUAAGACUCUUAGGAAGAUUUCAAUCAUCAGUGACAAUUUAUUGAUAAUUCAACCACAAAAAAAUGCGACAGUCACUAGAACCAUAUUAUUUUUCUUAUAAUUUAUUUAACUUUAACACUACACAGAAUUGUUACUGUAGUUUUUUUAACAAUAUAUUUUGUUAAUAAAUCAAGCGUUUUUUUGAGUAAAAACGAAAAACUAAACUUUUAUAGGCAAUGUGAGCUGUAAAGCUAACGCUUCAACAACAGUAACACUGUUUUUGUCACUUUUUCUAUGCUCAUUUGUGUCGCCGUUUUGUUUUUAAAUUAAAUAACAAACUUAACGGAAUUUAAUUUUAUUCCAUAUCGUUGCACACCACAACGCGUAAAAUAAGCCGUCAAGCGCAUUGCCAGUGUCCAGUGUAUUUUAUUUUAUAUAUAACGUACAUAUGUUAUAAAAAAUACGAGCGUUUUACACGAACAAAACGCGAUUAUAUCUAUAUAGUUAAAAAUUUUGACGAUUUUGAUUUUACUUUAUCUAAUCUUAAUUAACAGCUUUUUAGAACUUGUACGAUAAAACCUAGAUUGUCACUUAACCGUAUCAGUAAUAUGUCACCCAAAAAUGUUGAGUUAACUUGAUUGUGUAUCGUUUGACCCAUUUUACCCAAAUUUUAAUAUUAUUAAUAUUUUUUUUUUAGGUUGAGGGUUUUAUCAGAUAGCAGCUACCGAAUUGGCGCCCAAGGUUUGAAUUUGACAUCAGGUAUGCCAUCACAAAAUGGACUUUCUUCGCUUCUGAAGCACAAAAAAUCGUAAGUAAUAAAAAUACGUACGCUUAGACGUUGGUCGCCUGGCAGAUAAUUAUUUGCUACAACCUCCAUAACAAAUUAUUGCACAACUGUGUUGUUUAUUUGUUGUAACAAGUUUGACAUUUGGGGGAUUGGGGAUUUUGGUGGCUUGAAGGUGAUGGUCCUGCGUGAAGUAACUAGGCGCGCGAUUUUAAUUUUGAACUUAAAAAAAGCUUCAUCAGUAAUACGAGGUGCAUUUGGUGGUACGACGUAUAGCAGAAUAUCGCCAUUUAUUUUGUGGCACGGAAAUAAUAAUAUAUUGUACAUGCGCAUCUUUACCCCUACCAAAAAAUCGAUGACGUAGUCCCACACAUUAUUAAAUAAAUACAACUUACGGAAAAGUGACUCAUACAAAUUACAUUAAACUUUUUUAUAAUACCAGUAUUAGUCAUAAAUUUAUCUAUACUUUAUUGUAUCAGAAAAGAGCAGACGUCAACGAAAAGAUAUAGAAAAAACCCAAAACAAUAGCGUUAUUGGCUAAACCAUGCGCUGCUAGAUGAAAUAGUUUCAGGAUUCUUUCAUAUCCGGCCAUAAAUGCAACUGUUAUCUCUCGAUUGCGAGAAACGAGAUAAUAAUUAGUUAAGAGACAUAUUAAUAAAGGUGUAGCCAUUUCUAAUUAGUUGCAAUAUAAAAUCCCAUGUAAAUAAAUACAAAAGUGAUCAUGGCAAACACGAAACGUGAAUACGUUCUAGCAUCAUGUUUUUUGUCCGGCGCCGCCGCCAUUAUAUCGUUUGUGGCUUUAGGAACGCAAGAAUGGGUUACCUCAGACGUUGCAAAUAAUAUCGAUGGCAUUGUGCACCCGAAUGAGUACGUCAAAAUUGGUUUAUUCGGAGGUGUAUUUCAUCAAGAGACGGGAGUAUACGUUACAUUUGAAUUAUCAACGGUCUGUGCAUGGGACUUAAACAUAUGUGCCUUUUUGUGCGGGGAUGACGUAGAAGACAAUCUUAGAAAAUUGUAUAAUAAUGAAAAAUUACCCUAUAACUAUGACAGGAGUUGUGCCAAAAUAAGCGCUGCUGAUACGGAGGUGCGUCGAAUUAUUCCUCGCGCAUCUGCAGACAACACAGAAAAAAUAUUUUUGAACACUGGCAUGUGGUUCUGUACCACUUUAUUUUUGUUAAUAUCUGGCAUCAUGGGGGUGUUUUCUGCUGGUUUGGCAAUCUGGAACACAGCCACUAAUCCUGAUCAGGUCUACCUCGGGAUAUUGGGAUUAUAUAUUUCCAAUGCCGUAGCAUUCUUCACCGUGCUAUUACCGAUUAUACUAUGGGGUGUUGCCUUUGCACAAGACCUAAGGUACAAUAUACCCAGCUACAAAACGCUCGACCAAGAUUUUGUAACGAAAGAUCACGCACAGUUAGGUUAUUCCUACUGGAUAAAUCUGGCUUCUUUGUUUUUGUACGCGGUCAGUGUAUGCCUUCUCUAUGUCAGAAAUUGUUUAAAAUCAAAAGAGCCUAACUAAAGUCAACCUGGACCUAGAAGAGAAUGCAGAUCCUGUAAUAUACCUACUACUAUGUAUAUACUACUAAAACAGAUAGAUUAAAAACUUAUUAACAGCCAACAACA
Molecule: messenger RNA, 3397 nt
Organism: Zophobas morio
Lineage: Eukaryota; Metazoa; Arthropoda; Insecta; Coleoptera; Tenebrionidae
Exons: 8
Coding region: 100-942 (280 amino acids)
Source: RefSeq, a predicted model, not a curated record